GCCCUGCCGGCCGCGCCCGGAGGCCCAGCCCUGGGGGUGGGAAGCCGCGCUGAGGAGCUGGAAACUUUCCCGACUGGAGCUGACUACUGGGGAAGAACGACUCAGAAGAAAAGGCUGAAAAUUGUGCGCUAAUCUCUCCUACCUCCUUUUUGGUGAAUGAGGGGACUUUUCCAAAAAUAGUUUUCUGUGGUCAGCUUGCCCGGAGGAAGUUUCCUGGUGCCCUCUAAGUGGGACAGCUGCUCUCUGUUGCAAGCAAGUGGAAGCUGGGGUGAGGCGAGAAGCAAAAAAGCAUUGAAAAUGUUAAAGGCUGUUCUGAAGAAGAGCCGAGAGGGAGGAAAGGGAAGCAAGAAGGAAACAGGAAGUGACUUUGAUUCAGAGUCUUCUCCAGUCCUUCCCCCUGGCCAUGGUGUGGACUUUCCCGUUAGCAGCCUUCCUGUAGCAGAGGACACCUAUAGGGUGAGCUUGACCAAAGGUGUCUCUAUGUCUCUGCCUUCGUCACCCCUGCUGCCUCGACAGUCUCACUUGGUACAGCCAAGAUCGAACAAGAAAUCUCCAGGUCCUGUCAGAAAGCCUAAGUAUGUGGAAAGCCCCAGAGUGCCCGGAGAUGCAGUUAUAAUCCCGUUCAGAGAAGUGUCCAAGCCAGCAGAGCCCAGUGAGAAUGAAGCAAAGGCCGAUAAUGAGCCGAGCUGUUCACCGGCAGCUCAAGAACUGUUGACAAGGCUGGGAUUUUUACUGGGAGAAGGGAUCCCGAGUGCCACACACAUAACCAUUGAAGAAAAAAAUGAAACCAUGUGCACAGCUCCUAGCCAAGGGAUCAGUCCUUGCUCCACACUAACAAGCAGCACAGCGUCUCCUAGCACCGAUAGCCCCUGCUCAACCUUGAAUAGCUGUGUCAGCAAGACGGCAGCCACCAAAAGUCCCUGUGAGACCAUUAGCAGCCCUAGUUCCACCCUGGAAAGCAAGGACAGUGGAAUUAUAGCCACAAUUACAAGUUCAUCCGAAAAUGAUGACCGAAGUGGCUCCAGUUUGGAGUGGAGUAAAGACGGAAGCCUAAGAUUGGGGGUUCAGAAGGGAGUGCUUCAUGAUCGCAGGGCAGAUAAUUGCUCCCCGGUGGCAGAAGAGGAGACCACUGGGUCAGCAGAGAGCUUGCUGCCCAAAGCUGAAUCCUCAGUUGGAGAUGGUCCGGUCCCUUAUUCUCAGAGCUCCAGCUCGCUAAUAAUGCCACGGCCCAACUCAGUUGCAGCGACGAGCUCAACCAAACUGGAAGAUCUGAGUUACUUAGAUGGACAACGAAACGCUCCACUUCGAACGUCUAUUAGAUUACCGUGGCACAAUACAGCAGGAGCACGAUUUGCUCCUUACAAGCCACAAGAGAUUUUGUUGAAACCCUUGUUGUUUGAAGUACCGAGUAUAACAACAGACUCUGUGUUUGUGGGAAGGGAUUGGCUCUUUCACCAGAUAGAAGAAAAUUUGAGGAACACAGAACUGGCAGAAAAUAGAGGAGCAGUUGUUGUUGGAAAUGUGGGAUUUGGGAAGACGGCAAUCAUUUCUAAGUUGGUGGCACUUAGCUGCCACGGAGGCCGCAUGAGGCAGAUUGCGUCCAACAGCCCCAGUUCAUCACCUAAAACUUCAGAUCCCUCCCAGGAUCUUCCUUUCACUCCGUUGCUUUCACCGGGCUCUUCCACAAGUGGUACCCACAUGGCUAAAAUGCACCCUGGGUCUGGGUCUGGGACUCCUGAAAACCAGAGACCAAGGGAGGAUGCAGUGAAAUACCUUGCUUCUAAGGUCGUGGCCUACCACUACUGCCAGGCUGACAACACAUACACGUGCCUGGUGCCCGAGUUUGUGCAUAGCAUCGCAGCUUUGCUCUGCCGGUCCCAUCAGCUGGCUGCUUACAGAGACCUUCUGAUCAAGGAGCCCCAGCUCCAGAGUAUGCUGAGCCUGCGAUCCUGUGUGCAGGACCCCGUGGCAGCUUUCAAGAGAGGCGUGCUGGAGCCACUCACAAACCUGAGACAUGAGCAGAAAAUUCCUGAAGAAGAAUAUAUUAUUUUGAUUGAUGGCUUAAAUGAAGCUGAGUUUCAUAAACCUGAUUAUGGAGAUACGCUUUCUUCAUUUAUUACCAAAAUUAUUUCUAAAUUUCCUGUCUGGUUGAAGUUGAUUGUGACUGUAAGAGCAAAUUUCCAGGAAAUCAUAAGUGCACUGCCAUUCAUCAAGCUUUCCUUAGAUGACUUCCCGGACAACAAAGACAUUCACAGUGACCUGCAUGCCUAUGUCCAGCACAGGGUCCACAGCAGCCAGGACAUCCUCAGCAACAUCUCCCUGAACGGCAAGGCUGAUGCCGCCCUCAUCGGCAAAGUGAGCAGCCACCUGGUGCUGCGGAGCCUCGGCUCCUACCUGUACCUGAAGCUCACCUUGGACCUCUUCCAGAGGGGACACUUGGUCAUUAAAAGUGCCAGCUACAAGGUCGUGCCCGUGUCUCUGUCUGAACUGUACUUGCUGCAGUGCAACAUGAAGUUCAUGACGCAGUCCUCCUUCGAGAGAGCACUUCCGAUUUUAAAUGUGGCCCUCGCCUCUCUCCACCCCAUGACGGAUGAACAGAUUUUCCAAGCCAUUAACGCUGGCCACAUUCAAGGAGAGCAGGGGUGGGAAGAUUUUCAGCAGAGGAUGGAUGCCCUCUCCUGCUUCCUCAUUAAGCGACGAGAUAGAACCCGCAUGUUUUGCCACCCGUCCUUCAGGGAGUGGCUGGUGUGGCGAGCGGAUGGUGAAAACACAGCCUUCCUGUGUGAGCCCAGGAAUGGGCAUGCUCUGCUGGCAUUCAUGUUCUCUCGACAGGAGGGCAAGCUAAACCGCCAGCAGACCAUGGAGCUUGGCCACCACAUCCUCAAGGCACACAUUUUCAAGGGCCUCAGUAAGAAGACAGGAAUCUCUUCAAGCCAUCUCCAAGCCCUGUGGAUUGGGUACAGCACUGAGGGGCUGUCUGCCGCCCUUGCCUCUCUCAGGAACCUCUACACUCCCAACGUGAAGGUGAGCCGUCUCCUGAUCUUGGGAGGAGCCAAUGUGAACUACAGGACGGAAGUGUUAAACAACGCCCCCAUCCUGUGUGUUCAGUCUCACCUUGGUCAUGAGGAAGUCGUCACUCUGCUCCUGGAAUUUGGCGCCUGCCUGGAUGGAAUGUCGGAGAAUGGCAUGACUGCCCUCUGUUAUGCGGCAGCUGCUGGCCACAUGAAGCUGGUGUGUCUGCUGGCCAAGAAGGGGGCGAGGGUGGACCACUUGGAUAAGAAAGGCCAGUGUGCGCUUGUGCACAGCGCAUUGAGGGGCCACAGCGACAUUCUCCGUUACCUGCUGACCUGCGAGUGGUCGGAGGGGCCCCAGCAGCCAGGCACACUGAGAAAGAGCCAAGCCCUGCAGCAGGCGCUGACGGCAGCUGCCAGCAUGGGCCACAGCUCGGUGGUCCAGUGCUUGCUGGGAAUGGAAAAGGAACAUGAAAUAGAAGUCAAUGGCACCGACACAUUGUGGGGAGAAACAGCUCUCACUGCUGCUGCAGGAAGAGGGAAGCUGGAGGUCUGUGAGCUGCUGCUGGAGCACGGAGCUGUCGUGUCUCGGACUAACAGGCGAGGGGUCCCACCUUUGUUUUGUGCAGCACGGCAGGGGCAUUGGCAGAUUGUGAGAUUGCUCCUGGAGUGCGGCUGUGACGUGAACCUGAGUGACAAGCAGGGACGGACGCCCCUCAUGGUGGCUGCGUGUGAAGGGCACUUGAGCACCGUGGAAUUUCUCCUUUCAAAAGGUGCUGCCCUUUCUUCUCUGGACAAAGAGGGUCUGUCCGCAUUAAGCUGGGCUUGUCUGAAAGGUCAUAGGACAGUGGUCCAGUAUCUAGUCGAAGAAGGAGCCUCAAUUGACCAGACAGACAAGAACGGCCGCACUCCCUUGGACCUCGCAGCCUUCUAUGGGGAUGCAGAGACAGUGCUGUACCUGGUGGAGAAGGGUGCCGUGAUUGAGCACGUGGACCACAGCGGCAUGCGGCCCCUGGACAGAGCCAUUGGUUGUCGAAACACGUCCGUAGUGGUGACACUACUGAGAAAAGGAGCCAAAUUAGGAAAUGCUGCUUGGGCGAUGGCCACUUCCAAACCUGAUAUUUUGAUUAUACUUCUACAGAAAUUAAUGGAGGAAGGAAAUGUGAUGUACAAAAAAGGGAAGAUGAAAGAAGCAGCCCAGAGGUACCAGUAUGCCUUAAGGAAGUUUCCUCGAGAAGGAUUCGGAGAGGACAUGAGACCAUUCAAUGAAUUAAGAGUCUCCCUGUAUCUCAAUUUGUCUCGCUGCCGAAGAAAAACAAAUGACUUUGGCAUGGCAGAAGAAUUCGCGUCCAAGGCUCUUGAAUUGAAACCCAAGUCCUAUGAAGCCUAUUAUGCCAGGGCAAGAGCCAAAAGAAAUAGCAGGCAAUUUGUGGCAGCUCUGGCUGAUUUGCGGGAAGCUGUGAAACUGUGUCCCACCAAUCAGGAAAUCAGGAGGCUUCUGGCCCGUGUAGAAGAGGAGUGCAAGCAGCUCCAGAGGAGCCAGCAGCUAAAACAGCAGUGCCCCCCACCAGCCCCACCCAAUGAUUCAGAUAAUGAAGAGGAUGCCUCUGCCCCAGGAUUAAACGACCACUUUCAUCUUGAAGAGGCCAAAGAGGAAGAAACUUCUCCACAGGAAGAAUCCACUUCCCUGACUCCAAGGCCCCAGCCAUCCUCAUCUGUCCCCUCCCCAUAUAUCCGAACCCUUCAAGAAGGCCUACAGUCCAAAGUAAGGCCCACAUCACCACAGAAUAGGCCAGCAAUCAGCAAGCCCCUGAGGGAGCCUGUCGCUCAGCCAGGGUUGAUUAUGCAACCCACCAAACAAGCACAGAUAGUGAAAACCAACCAGCAUCUGGGUUCUGGACAGUCUGGCAUAAGAAAUGGGAGCACAAAAAUUCAGGUCCCUUCUCAGAAUCCUCCCCCAAGUCCCAUGCCGGGUAGAAUCCCUGCAACUCCUGCUGGUAACAAAACCCAGCAUUUAGAGGGAACAAGUACUUUCACUGUGGGAGCCAGCUCUGGCCCUUUUGGGGAUAGGCUAGGCCCUGGCCACAAUGUCCAGCUGCAGCGCAACGAGAGUGGUACCGCGUACCCUUUGCCAAGCAAGAUAAAAACUGCAGAGAGGCUUCUGUCUCAUGCCUCUGUGGCCGUGGAUGUAGCCCCUCCAAACCAAGGCGGGCCAGCGAGCUGCAGUGACAUGCGACACCCAGCUUCCCUCGCCAGUUCAGGCUCUUCUGGUUCUCCAUCUAGCAGCAUAAAGAUGUCAAGUUCAACCAGUAGUCUGACUUCAAGCAGCAGCUUUUCAGAUGGGUUCAAGGUGCAAGGACCAGAUACUCGAAUUAAAGACAAGGUUGUUAGCCAGGUUCAGAGCGGUACAGGUGAGCACAGACCACGGAAUACUCCGUUCAUGGGCAUCAUGGAUAAGACUGCAAGGUUCCAGCAGCAGAGCAAUCCUCCAAACCGCACCUGGCACUGUCAAGUGGCAGAGGGGCUACUGACAAACACAUCUUCUGCAGCUGGCCUGCAGUCCACAAACUCUGAGAAGCUCUCUCGCAAACAAGUAGGGGGGUAUAAUAAAGCCAAAAUCUGUUCUGCUUCUACCGUUGGUGGAAGUGUCCACAAUGGGGCACAGGUGAAGGAACUAGAAGAAAAGAAGUGCCAAAUUCCAGUCCACUGUCAAGAUAGCAGGGUAACUAAGACUGUUUCUCAUCUGUAUCAAGAAAGUAUCUCUAAACAGCAGCCUCCUAUCAGCAGUGAAGCCCACAGGAGUCACCUCACUUCAGCAAAACCAAAGAGAUCAUUCAUAGAGUCAAAUGUGUAAGCCUUAAGAGGGAUUCAUUUACAAAAUUUGGAAAACUGUGUGUUGGCUUCUGGUGGUAAAUAAUAAUUAAAUGGUUUUUUAUCAGGAAAAUUUAAUUUUUAGCCAUUUUUUUUUCCCUUUGGGGUGGAUCUGAUACCACUGAUAUACUGAAAAUAUGGGAUAAAAUGUCUUUAAUAGCCACAAGUCACCAUAGAUAAGAAUGCUAACCAGAAUCAAAAAGAUUAGUAUCAACUACAAUUAUCUAUGCCUAUCAAGUUAAAAACUAAAGAUAGCCAAGAAGACAUUAACUCAUGCUUUUCUCUUAUGAAACUAUUUGGUUUUUAUCACUCUCCUCUUAGCUUCACUAUGUGGUAAAAUAAUAUUUACUUACAGAAUAUAAAUAUCUAUUGCUAAGGAAUGAUAGGUUUAGCUCAUAACUUACAGAUGAUGUCUUCUGGAAAGCGUGGAAUUUUUAGGUUACAGUUCCAUUGAGUUAAAAAUCCCAAUAUAUAUUUGAAUUAAGACCGGAUUUCCAGCUGAAUAUAAGUGACUAUAAAAGUAAUAUAGCUUGUAUUUUUCUUUUUAAAGCAAAAUAUGAGAAUACCCAAAUAUUUUUCCUUACAUAGCAGUUCUCUUGAGGAUUAAACACUAAUUUCAGUGUUGUGGUUGUUAUUCAAAAUAUUUUUAUAGCACCUUUUUGGAAAUAUAUUCAUCCCUUAAGGUGUUUUUGAUAUUUGGAAACAGUGUAAGACAUUUGGAAUCAAGACUGGAUUUGGUGGUCAAGUUGGAUUUGGACAAAAUACUAAGUCCAGCAAUUCUUAGUGGCACUUGUAAGUUAGCUCUCAACUGGUUCCAAAACUACUUUUCACAAUGAUAACACUCCUGGAACAAGCCUUGCAACGUCUUUUAAGGGUGAUAUUUAAUUUGGAUACUUGAGGUAUGCUUGGUUGUUACUUUUGUUGUACCAUCUCAUUACUUUAUAGUCACAUGUUGUACAUAUUAAAUAACCAAGUUUUAUUCUGACUUGUAAAUAUAACUGUUUCAAAGUAGUUAAUCUAAAAAAAAAAAAAAAAUCCAGUCUUAUAUUUGCAUGUUGUUUGUAAGCUUCAUCCAUCCAUGCUGGUUAUUGCACUGAAAAUAUAUUAUUACAGCAUGUUAACAGUAUACCAGUAACGGCACUUUAUUGCAUUUAUAUGAACACCUUUGAGGUGCUACUUAAGUCCCAGCUCUGAUGUAUUAUUCAUUUGUAAAGAUAAGGUACAGGAAUGAACCUUGGCUUAAAGGUAUUUUUAUAUGAAAAUGGUGUGUUAUUGGAGAAUGUUAAGAUGCUAGUUUGAGAGAUGAGAGUGUACUUGUUUUAUACGUUGAGAUGUGAGAUUUAUUUUCUAGAGUUGGGGAGAAGGAAGUUCUAUAUUUACAGAAUGUUUUGAAAAUGAAUAGUUGUAACGAAGUUCCUGGGAGUAUCAUUAGUGUUUUGUACAAGUAGGAAUCUUCUGGUGUCAUUCUUCAACAUUUGUUCCUGAGUGUGUACAGUGUACUUUGUACAAACAGCUUUAUCAUUUUCUAUAAGCUUUCCAUGAGUUCUGCAUAUAACUACUAUGGCUUAUUUAUUUAGUAUUCGUGAAAGUCUUCUUUUGUUAUGUAGUUUUUCUGCACAACUACUGUACUUUUCCAUAUGGAAUAAAGACUGUUAAUAGAA
Messenger RNA from Trichechus manatus latirostris (Florida manatee), 7543 nucleotides. It is a transcript of the gene TANC1, whose product is annotated as tetratricopeptide repeat, ankyrin repeat and coiled-coil containing 1. Gene Ontology annotation, cellular component: glutamatergic synapse. The record is from RefSeq and is a predicted model, not a curated record. The transcript has 28 exons. Lineage: Eukaryota; Metazoa; Chordata; Mammalia; Sirenia; Trichechidae. Gene Ontology annotation, biological process: regulation of postsynapse organization. Gene Ontology annotation, molecular function: protein binding. Bases 298 to 5865 code for a protein of 1855 amino acids.